Fonsecaea nubica is the source of this 2643-nucleotide messenger RNA. RefSeq lists its product as hypothetical. NCBI's taxonomy places the organism in Eukaryota, Fungi, Ascomycota, Eurotiomycetes, Chaetothyriales, Herpotrichiellaceae. Bases 1 to 2643 code for a protein of 880 amino acids. The record is from RefSeq and is a predicted model, not a curated record. Gene Ontology annotation, biological process: mRNA catabolic process; regulatory ncRNA-mediated gene silencing. The transcript is spliced from 2 exons. Gene Ontology annotation, cellular component: nucleus; RISC complex; cytosol. Gene Ontology annotation, molecular function: nuclease activity; RNA binding.
AUGGCCCUCCUCCAAGCUCGGGUCAAGAGCGUCCUGUCAGGCGACACCUUGAUCAUCACCAAUGCAAAAGGAGCCGAACGAACCUUGUCUCUGGCCUACAUCAGUGCCCCGAGAUUGAAAAGAGAAGGUGACGAGCCCUUUGCCUUUCAGUCCCGCGAAUUCGUCCGCGAGCUGGUCCUCGGCAAGGUCAUUCAAUUCCAAGUCCUCUAUGCCAUUCCCACCACCAAACGUGAAUAUGGCCGAGUCAGACUCCCCAACGGCGCCGAGCUGCCCGAUCUCCUUGUCCAAGAAGGCUGGGCCAAAGUGCGAGAAGAUGCUGGGAAGAAAGAGGACGACGAAGAUGCCUUGGCAUACCUUGACAAGCUGAGAUCGUUGGAGGCCGACGCCAAAUCUCAAGGCAAAGGUCUUUGGGCCAAGGGUGGUCAGAUCGAGAACUCGUCCGAGGUCUCCGACCCCAAUGCCUUGGUUGAUCAAUACAAGGGCAAGAAAAUCGAAGCUAUCAUAGAGAGGGUUUUGACAGGAGACCGCUUGAUUGCUCGUCUCUUGCUCACCCCUAGCAAACACAUUCAAACCAUGCUUGUCCUGGCUGGAAUACGAACUCCUGCGACCAAGAGAACUACGCCGGAAGGGAAAGAGGUCCCUGCUGAGCCCUAUGGCACCGAGGCACACGCCUUCGUGGACGAGAGGUUACAUCAGCGCAAAUGCUCCGUCGAACUCCUGGGAGUGACGCCGCAAAAUCAACUCAUUGCAAAUGUCCUGCACCCCAAAGGAAAUAUUGCCAUGUUUCUCCUUGAGGCUGGGCUGGCUCGCUCCAACGACCAACACGUCACCUUGCUGGGCAAUCAGAUGGCCCAGUUUAGAAACGCCGAGAACGCAGCAAAGAAUGCCAGAAAGGGCGUUUUCACCGGCGUUUCAGCAUCCAAAGCCGCCGGAGUGCAGGAGGCGGACUUCACGGUCUCCAGGAUUCUCAAUGCCGAGACGGUCUUCCUUCGAACCCGAUCUGGCGACGAACGCAAAGUGACCCUGUCCAGCAUCCGUCAACCCAAACCUUCAGAUCCGAAACAAUCUGCGUUCGGCGCCGAGGCAAAGGAGUUCCUCAGGAAGCGAUUGAUCGGAAAGCACGUCAAGGUGAGCAUCGACGGCAAGAAGCCAGCUUCAGAAGGGUUCGAAGAACGCGAGGUGGCCACUGUGACUGUGGGUGGAAAGAAUGUCGCUUUGACCCUGGUAGAGGCUGGUUAUGCGUCUGUCAUUCGGCAUCGAAGAGACGACGACGAUCGCUCGCCCGACUACGAUGCGCUGCUUCUAGCUGAGGAAUCGGCUCAGAAAGAGGGUAAAGGCAUGUGGUCGGACAAACCCCCUGCAGCCAAGCACUAUCAGGACUAUUCCGAAAGCUUACAAAAGGCCAAGAUGGAGGCAUCAGUGCUGCAAAGACAGAAAAAGGUUCCAGCUGUGGUCGACUUCGUUAGGACUGGUUCUCGAUUCGUGGUUCUUGUUCCUCGCGAGAAUGCAAAAUUGACUUUUGUUCUUUCUGGAAUCCGGACGCCGAAGCCUGCCCGUCAGCCUGGCGACACCGCCGAGCCCUUUGGACAGGAAGCCUACGACUUUGCCAACAGAAGAUGUAUGCAGCGUGAUGUGGAGAUCGACGUGGAGGACACCGACAAAGUUGGCGGGUUCAUCGGCACCAUGUAUGUUGGCCGCGAAAACUUUGCACGAGCUCUAUUAGAGGAAGGGCUUGCAGAAGUUCAUGCAUACUCGGCCGAAAAAAGCGGACAUGCAAAUGAGCUGUUUGCGGCCGAGAAGAAGGCAAAGGAGGCCAGGAAGGGCAUUUGGCACGACUGGGACCCGAGCAAGGACGCCAACGAAGACGAAGCUGAACCUGCUUCAAAUGGCACCAACGGCACCAACGGAGAGGCAGCUCAGUCGACUUCAAGAAGAAAGGACUAUCGCGAUGUGAUGGUGACACACGUUGACGAGACUGGAAAACUCAAGGUUCAACAAAUCGGUGCUGGCACCGCAAGCCUGACUGAGCUCAUGAAUGCCUUCAAGUCCUUCCAUUUGAAUAAGGCAAACGACCAACCACUGCCCGGGCCACCCAAGGUUGGAGACAUCGUUGCUGCCAAGUUUACUGUGGACGACCAGUGGUACCGAGCGAGAGUAAGGAGAGUCGACCGUGACGGGAAGAAAGUGGAUUUGAUCUACCUUGACUAUGGCAACUCGGAAACCGUUCCCUGGACCCGAUUGCGACCGUUGACUCAACCACAAUUCUCCACCCAGAAGCUCAAGCCGCAGGCGACUGAUGCCGUCCUGUCCUUCCUGCAACUUCCAACUGCUGAGCAGUAUCUCCGAGACACCGUGGAUUUCAUUGCAGAGCAGACGGACGGCCGCGAGCUGGUUGCGAAUGUGGAUUACAUCGCUCCGGAAGGAACGCUGCACAUUUCUCUGCUCGACCCGAAGGCGUCCAACAAAAUCGAUGAAAGCAUCAAUGCAGAGGUCAUUCGCGAAGGACUGGCCAUGGUCCCAGUCAAGCUGAAGGCGUGGGAAAGGCAGUCUGCAGACACAUUGGCGAGGUUCCGAGAGCUCCAGGAGGAAGCAAAGAAGGAACGAAGGGGUAUGUGGGAGUAUGGAGACCUGACGGAAGACUAG